Molecule: messenger RNA, 1319 nt
Organism: Erigeron canadensis
Lineage: Eukaryota; Viridiplantae; Streptophyta; Magnoliopsida; Asterales; Asteraceae
Product: deoxyhypusine synthase-like
Exons: 7
Coding region: 25-1143 (372 amino acids)
Biological process (GO): peptidyl-hypusine biosynthetic process
Cellular component (GO): cytoplasm
Molecular function (GO): deoxyhypusine synthase activity
Source: RefSeq, a predicted model, not a curated record
GAUUCAAAGCAGAAACACAAUAAUAUGGGGGAAGUCUUUAAUGAAACAGAGAUGAUUGAAAAUGCAAGGUCAGCGGUGUUCAAAGAAUCAUCAGAAAGCCUAGAAGGAACUUGUGCCAAAAUCCAAGGCUAUGAUUUUAACAAUGGGAUCAAUUAUUCACACCUUCUUAAGUCCAUGCUGUCAACCGGCUUUCAAGCUUCUAAUCUUGGUGACGCCAUUGAAACCGUUAAUCAAAUGCUAGAAUGGAGGCUUUCUCAUGACCAAGUAACAGCAGAUUGCAGUGAGGAGGAGAAGAAUCCUACAUCCAGAGAGUCGGUCAAAUGCAAGAUCUUUCUGGGGUUCACUUCAAACCUCAUUUCAUCUGGUGUUCGAGAAACUAUUUGCUAUCUAGUUCAACAUAAUAUGGUUGAGGUGAUUGUCACUACAGCUGGUGGCAUAGAAGAAGAUCUCAUAAAAUGCCUUGCAGACACAUACAGAGGUGAAUUUUCUCUACCUGGUGCUGCAUUGCGUUCAAAAGGACUAAAUCGUAUUGGUAACUUGUUGGUACCUAAUGAUAACUACUGUAAGUUUGAGGAUUGGAUUAUCCCAAUAUUUGAUCAAAUGUUGGAAGAACAAAAAACGAAGCAAGUAUUAUGGACACCAUCAAAAAUAAUAGCACGUUUGGGGAAGGAAAUCGAUAAUGAGAGUUCAUACCUAUAUUGGGCAUAUAAGAACGAUAUCCCUGUCUUCUGCCCUGGCUUAACAGAUGGCUCUAUUGGUGACAUGUUAUAUUUCCAUUCCUUCCGCAAUCCUGGUCUUGUUGUUGACAUAGUACAAGAUGUCAGGGCGAUUAACAAUGAGUCUGUGCAUGCAAGCCCUAGGAAGACAGGAAUGAUCAUUCUAGGAGGUGGGUUGCCAAAACAUCACAUUUGCAAUGCGAAUAUGAUGCGUAAUGGUGCAGAUUAUGCUGUCUUCAUCAACACAGCCCAAGAGUUUGAUGGUAGUGAUUCUGGUGCUCGUCCUGAUGAAGCCAUAUCAUGGGGCAAAAUACGUGCUUCUGCUAAAGCUGUCAAGGUGCACUGUGAUGCAACUAUUGCAUUCCCAUUACUCGUUGCAGAAACAUUUGCUGCAAAGAGAGAGAAACCAGCUGAACUGAGUUCUUGAUACAUGAACUUUUCAGGAACGUUGACUGCAUUGCAAAUCAAUGUUCAUGUUUUAUUGUUUUUUUCUAUUCAAACAUUUUCGUAUUGUUGGUCACAAUGUAAUAUAUCCUUGAUUGAAAGUACCAUUGUUAUUUUAACUUAAGGUACAAUGAAUGACACACAUAUCAUUCACUGAAA